AUGGCUCGCAUCAAGAACCAACACACAUACAGCCUGAAAAACUGUCAGGGAGGCACUGCUGUUGACCUCUCAGGUGAUGAUAACUACUCCGUCCAAGGUUAUUGCCCCCACGAUGGCUCCAACCAGGCAUGGAUCUUCCAGCAGGAUGGUGACCAGAACGGGUGGUUCAUAAAGUCCUCCCACUCUGGACAAUACCUUGGAAUCGAAGGCAACGCCAGUGGUGGCACCAGGGUCGUUGCUGUUCCGUCCCCUUUCAAGUGGGAUGUCAAAGACUCCGACGUCAAAAGCGCCAAGGGCAUUAGGAUAUUGGCCUAUGGCACGAAUUUCAGCUUAGACCUAGACUAUGGAAAAUCGGCAAACCAGACGAAAAUUAUACUUUGGGGAAGUUGGUCUGGCGCCAAUCAGAUCUGGGCACCUACCGAGCGGGCUUCCAUCGAGGACCAGCACACCUACAGCCUCAGAUAUCGUCAGGGAGGCACUGAAGACCAAGACGCUGAUUCAAAGGCAUGCUUCCAUCCUAGGCUUGUAUAA
This is a messenger RNA of Suillus subaureus, 531 nucleotides long. RefSeq names its product ricin B lectin domain-containing protein. The record is from RefSeq and is a predicted model, not a curated record. The coding region runs from base 1 to 531 and encodes 176 amino acids. Lineage: Eukaryota; Fungi; Basidiomycota; Agaricomycetes; Boletales; Suillaceae. The transcript has 4 exons.